UAUAUUCAAGUUGGAGAUAGUACACACAAUUCACCACCAUACACUGACUGUCUCAUAGGACAAUCCAUCACCCCCUUCUCUGUCUUUCAUUUUAAUUUUCAUUGAAAUUUGAAAGCUCCAACUCAAAAAACAAAGACACCUCCAAAUCAAAUUAAAUAUGGCCUCUUCUCCCCUUGUUUUUCUCCUCCUUCCUUCUCUUACAACAACCCUUUUCAUCAUUUUCCUUCAAAUUCAAACAAGUGUUUCUUCUGUCUCAUCUUCAGCUCAAACCCUCCUCAUAUUGCCUUUAAAAGCCCAAACACUCCCACAUGGUUCUGUUUCAGUUCCAAAACCUUCUUCACGUAAAAUCUCUUUCCAGCAUAAUGUAACCUUAACAGUUUCACUAACCGUAGGCUCGCCCCCACAGAGUGUUACCAUGGUCCUCGACACAGGGAGUGAACUCUCAUGGCUUCACUGCAAAAAAUUCCCAAAUUUAAACUCCAUUUUCAACCCACUCCUCUCUUCCUCUUACACACCCACACCCUGCACCUCACCCGUUUGCAAGACCCGAACCCGGGACUUCUCCAUACCCGUUUCCUGCGACCCGAAAAAACUCUGCCACGCCACCGUCUCCUACGCCGACGCCUCCUCCAUCGAAGGCAACCUCGCCACCGAGACGUUCUUCAUCGGCGGGUCAGCACAACCCGGGACUAUAUUCGGGUGCAUGGAUUCCGGGUUCAGUUCUAACCCCAACGAGGACUCCAAGACAACCGGGUUAAUGGGCAUGAACCGCGGGUCGCUCUCGUUUGUGAACCAAAUGGGUAUACCCAAAUUCUCGUACUGCAUCUCCGGCUACCACUCCUCCGGCGUGUUGCUCCUCGGCGACGCCACUUUCUCGUGGCUUGGGCCGUUGAAGUACACGCCCCUCGUCAAAAUAUCCACCCCAUUGCCGUACUUCGACCGGGUCGCAUACACGGUCCGACUCGAGGGAAUCCGGGUCGGGCAGAAGGCUCUGCAGGUACCCAAAUCGGUUUUCUCGCCGGACCACACCGGGGCGGGUCAGACCAUGGUGGACUCGGGUACCCAGUUCACGUUUCUUCUCGGGUCGGUUUACACCGCUUUGAGGGAAGAGUUCGUUGCCCAGACGAAAGGAGUGCUGACCCUUUUUGACGACCCGAAUUUCGUGUUCCAGGGAUCCAUGGACUUGUGUUACCGGGUCGGGUCGGUUCUUCCGCCGCUACCGGCGGUGACGUUGGUGUUUGAAUGGGCGGAGAUGAGUGUGUCGGGGGAGAAACUCUUGUAUCGGGUGGAUGACGUGGCGAAGGGGAGAGAUCAGGUGUAUUGUUUCACGUUUGGAAACUCUGACUUGUUGGGAAUUGAAGCUUAUGUUAUUGGGCAUCAUCAUCAACAGAACGUGUGGAUGGAGUUUGAUUUGGUCAACUCUAGAGUUGGAUUUGCUUACACUAAGUGUGAACUUGCGAGUCAACGAUUAGGCAUGGGUCCUUAGACGUGGACUUAGUUCCAAAAUGGGUCCUUAGAUUUGGAUAUAUAUAUAGGGUUUUAUAAUUCUCGUGUCGAAGGAGAAUUGAAAUCUUAUGUUGUAAAGAUAAAAAGUAUGUGAGACCCAUGUGUUAGAAAAAAUUAUAUGUAGAACUCAUGUUAGCACGAAAAUCGAAGGGUGUGUAGAAAAAUUAUAAUUCUCAUGUUAAAUGAGAAUUAUAAAAUCCAUAUAUAUAUAUAUAUAUAUGUCCUUAGCUCUUACUAUAUAUAUAUAUAUGUCCUUAGCUCUUACUAACCUUGGAUCCGAUUUUU
Molecule: messenger RNA, 1791 nt
Organism: Gastrolobium bilobum
Lineage: Eukaryota; Viridiplantae; Streptophyta; Magnoliopsida; Fabales; Fabaceae
Product: aspartic proteinase PCS1-like
Exons: 1
Coding region: 158-1486 (442 amino acids)
Biological process (GO): proteolysis
Molecular function (GO): aspartic-type endopeptidase activity
Source: RefSeq, a predicted model, not a curated record